GACAUCGUCAGCUGACUCGCUCGCUGACAGGAAAAGGCCACAGGAAGGAAUUCGUGUUUGUCUGUUUUUACACUGAUUAUGGGAUGUUUUCCCAGAACUGAUGCUUUUUAUGGUUAACGUGUCUGGCGAUUAAGAAGAGUUGAAUUGAUCUGAUCUCUGUUGCACGGGAUUGCACCAUGUUAAACAAUCGAAAAGAAAGAAGCCUAUUUAUAUCCAUGUAGUAAGGCUUGGCAACAUGUCUGGAUCUGUUGCAGGUAAAAUGGGGAACAACACUAGUGUUAAAGAAAUCGAGGAUAUACCAGAAGAUAAUGGAAUUCGUUUCCGCGGAAAGCUCGUCCCAGAAGAGAUUCUUUGCAUCAUCUUCUCCUUCGUUCCUGGAAGGGACCUUUUGCGUUCAGUGACAUGCGUGUGCAAAUACUGGCAUGACCUCCUCACACAUUACCACUUUUGGUUCAGAAAACUAGAAGUUGAAAGGAUCACCUUAUCAGAUAAAACCAAAGAAAAACUGCUCUCACUUGAUGAUGAAAGGAGUGUCCUGUAUAUACUGCAAGGGCUUGCUAUACACUACCUGCCUCUCAACAGGAACCUGAUCAAGAAUCCUUGUGGUGCUAAUGGCAUGAAAUACUGGCAGUGCCAACACAACAAAAACAUGAUCACAGUAGAGUCCACGCCCAUAGGUAGUGACCCAAUACCUGAAGAAGCAGGACUGCCGACACAGCACUGUUUCGUCACCUCGUAUAUGAUGAGCUGCAGAACGCAAACCUUUACACUGAAUAAGCUUGGAAUCUCACCAAAAUUGAUGGAUUUAGUGAAACCAGAUAUCUAUGUGUGUCAAUGGGUGAGUGGAAGGUGGGACUGUCGAUCGCAGAGUGAGGUUGUGAUUGAACUGUGUGGCACGCACGAGACAAGGCGUGUCAAACUGACGUGGAGUUCUGACGACGAUGAUGUUGUGGCGAGGAAGUGGUAUAAGAUGGAGACAACAAUAACAGACUACCCAGAAGGACUCUCCCGCAUAUCUUACUCAAGUUUUGGGAAGGACCUGCAGUUCUGGGCUGGAUUUUAUGGGUCGAAAACCACAGGAUCCACAUUGAAAUUGGUUUUCAACUGAAUGAUAUUAAGUUAGAAUCAAAUACUCAAUUUUACUUGAAGAGACUAAUGCUCUUGCUGUUUUUCUCUCCUCUUUCUUCCUUUUCCUUGUCUGUUCUCUAUUCUCUACCUCUUUCUUUCUUUCGUACUCUCUCUCUCUCUCUCUUCCUCUCUCUCUAUAUAUAUACAUAUAUACAUAUAUAC
This is a messenger RNA of Penaeus chinensis, 1290 nucleotides long. Its product is annotated as F-box only protein 6-like. Bases 236 to 1108 code for a protein of 290 amino acids. Gene Ontology annotation, biological process: SCF-dependent proteasomal ubiquitin-dependent protein catabolic process; glycoprotein catabolic process. The transcript has 9 exons. The record is from RefSeq and is a predicted model, not a curated record. Gene Ontology annotation, molecular function: protein binding; ubiquitin protein ligase activity. Gene Ontology annotation, cellular component: cytoplasm; SCF ubiquitin ligase complex. Lineage: Eukaryota; Metazoa; Arthropoda; Malacostraca; Decapoda; Penaeidae.